UUCAUUAGUUAUCGAGAUAUUUGCAAAAUACUGGCCGAUCGCCAUUUGAACACCUGAAUGAUUUGUUAAAUAACUUGCCACUUAUUCUAAUAUUAAUACUCGCCGGAAGUGACGUACAGUGCGGGUCAGAUCAUGUACAUAAAUAGACAACAGGUCAUUUACAAAGUGAAAGCAGAAUAGCAGUGGAUCGUUUAUACGUUAUUGUUGACAGUUAUCGAUUGACAGUGCUUUUUAUAUAUUCACCGGCAAUUUUCUUCCUUUACUUUAAAUCUACAAUUCAACAAUGGGAAGGAAUUGUGCAGUUGCUGGAUGCAACAACUCGGCAAAAACGGGACAUACUCAACACGCUUUUCCAAAAGAUGACAGACAACGUAACUUGUGGGUUCGUUUUGUAAAACUGACCCGUGUGGAUUUUACUGUGCCAACUAAACACUCAGCCAUAUGUUCAGAACACUUCUCAGAAGAAUGCUAUGAGGUUGACAGGUUGAGAUUCAAGGAGUUAUUUGGUUUAUCUGCUCAUAACAGCAAGAGGCUUUUGCCAGGUUCAGUGCCAAGCAAUUAUCCAAAAAGGUCAUCAGAUGUUCUUAAUGAUGGAUUUCUUUGUGAACCCAAGAAGAAGCUCAAAACUUCUAAAGCAUUACAGAAAAGAGAGAAGGCCAGGGUACUUCAGGAACUUUUAUAUAAUACACCAACUGAAGAGAGUAAAGACCCUAAAGAAACGAUACUUCCAGAAGUGUCAGAAAAUAUACCAACUGAAGAGAGUAACAACCCUAAAGAAACAGAAAAUAUACCAACUGAAGAGAGUAACGACCCUAAAGAAACAAUUGAUCAGGUUCCUGUGCUUAUCCACGCUGACACAUGUCCAUCUCCAGACCCUUGUGAUAAUGGACCAGAGUCAUACAUACCAAUGAAUGUUGAUCCAUGUCCAAUUGAUUUACACAAUGAUAAUAUUGAUGGUAUCAGAACUACUCAUACAGAAGUUGAAAUGGUCAACACUAGUACUACCCAGAAAGAGGCAGAUAACCAAACACCAAAAGUAGCAACUAAAAAGAAGUACAGAUCCGCCAGGAUUCAAGUUCAUCCAAAAACAAAAGAGAAAUGUACUCAAGCUGAUUUUCAGCCUAGGAUACGUAGCUUUGGAAUUCAGUGUAACCUUCUGCCAACACCUAUUGAACCACAGCAGGACAACAAUACAGAAGAAAGGCAUCAAGAACAUAAUGACAGUGGCCACAUGGAGCAUGAGGAUUCUGUUGUACCAGAUAAUACAAAUGAUCCUGUUAUUCCAGAUGAUAUUAAUGACCCAUCAUACGAACCGUCUAUAAAUGAUUCUUCAGACAGUGGUGGAAGUGAUAAUUCUCAUAAUGAACUAGAAACACAUCUUCAAGAAAAGAAAUUCAUAGUAUGUGAAGACCAGCUAAUGGACUUAUUCAAGAUUUGCCCCACAUGUUGUGGUUCUGCCAAUGCAUCCAUUGCACACACAGUAGGAACACUUAUUAAAGUUAAUGUGACAUGUGAACUUUGUCAACAUAGCUAUUCAUGGUAUAGUCAGCCAUUUUUGGGAUCCGUUCCAGCGGGUAAUUUAGCAGUGUCAAGUGCUAUUUUAUAUUCAGGUGCAUUACCAACCAAAGUGCUACGUUUAAUGAACUUCAUGAACAUUCCAACAAUUUCACAUCAAACAUUCUUUAACCACCAGAAACAUAUAUUAUACCCAGCUGUUUUAAGGUUCUGGAAGCACCAACAGAUGCAACACAUAGCUAAAUACAGAGACCCUACAGAGUCCUUAGUACUUGGUGGUGAUGGUAGAGCUGAUACCCCAGGUCAUUCAGCCAAGUAUGGAUCGUACUCAAUGAUGGACUUAAAACAAGGUGUUGUACUAGACAUCCAAUUAGUUCAGAGUAAUGAGGUCAGUUCUAGUAAUGCGAUGGAGAAAGAAGGGUUGAUACGGUCAUUAAAAUGGUUUGAAGACAACAACCUGCAAGUCCAAACCCUUAUAACUGACCAACACGUCCAGAUUGUAAAAUUUGUAAGAGAACAGACACCCCACAUUACUCACUACUUUGAUGUUUGGCAUGUUGCUAAAGGUUUAAAGAAAAAAUUGGUAAAGAUCAGUAAGGAAAAAGACUGUAAAGAAGUUGGAGAAUGGAUCAAAAGCAUUACCAACCAUAUGUACUGGGUUGCUGCAUCCACUCCAAAUGGUGACAGUGAAGAAAUGGUAUCAAAAUGGUUAUCUGUUGCUAACCAUGUGCAGAACAAACACAGAGGACAUUCUGACCAAGUUGCAAAUUGUUGGCACAGGGAACUAGUUGGCCAUGACAGAAAAAAGAGAUGGUUAAAACCAGGAACCAAAGCUUGUGUUAAGACUGAAGAGCUUUUGACAGCCAUACGACUAAAAACGUCCGUUAAAAAGCUGUCACCUAUUCACCAGACUUCAGAUGUUGAAGCCUUUCAUUCAACAAUAAACCACUUUGCACCAAAGAUGAUUGGUUUCUCCUUUCAUGGUAUGCAGUGCAGACUGCUUCUUGCUGUACUGCAUUUCAACGAGAACUCUGCCAGACCACAAGCACUUACAAAAGAUGGAGUAGCUAGAUAUAGUAUUCAAUUUCCGAAGUACAAGAGUGGCGGCUAUAUCACAAGGGAAAAAAAGAUCAAUCAAUCAUUCCGAUACAUUAACACACUUAUAAGGUCUAUUAGGAAAAUAGUUGAUGUAACAAAGAUUCGGAGUACAUCUGAGGAACCAAUGCCAACACCAAGACCACUGUGUGCAGCUUUCACACGACAACAGAAAACUGAUGCCAUACAAGCUAUGAAAUCAAGAUUCAGGAAGGCAGAAAUAUAG
Mytilus trossulus (common blue mussel) is the source of this 2836-nucleotide messenger RNA. RefSeq lists its product as uncharacterized. Bases 284 to 2836 code for a protein of 850 amino acids. The record is from RefSeq and is a predicted model, not a curated record. NCBI's taxonomy places the organism in Eukaryota, Metazoa, Mollusca, Bivalvia, Mytilida, Mytilidae. The transcript has 11 exons.